Molecule: messenger RNA, 636 nt
Organism: Adineta steineri
Lineage: Eukaryota; Metazoa; Rotifera; Eurotatoria; Adinetida; Adinetidae
Source: the annotation of a GenBank genome assembly
AUGGGUUCAAGUUCAUCACAGCCACCAGCAGAAUUAAGCGAAGAAGAUAUUGAAUUUAUUUCAAGUAAAGCAAAAAUUGAUCAUGAAAGUGUCAAAGUUUGGUAUGAAAAACUCAAGGCAGCCUGUCCAAAUGGAAAAAUUUCUAAGGCAGAUACUGUGAGUUUCUUACGAAGUAUUAAUAGUGGUAAAGAAGAUCAAAUUGAAAAACAAGCAACUGAUAUACAUAAAGCAUUUGAUUCAAAUAAUGAUGGAAUUGUUGAUCAACGCGAAUUUUUAAUUGGUUUUGCAUUAACAUCAACGGGUAGUAUUCGUGAAAAACUUAAAUAUGUUUUUCGUACGUAUGAUCAUGAUAAAGAUGGUGUUAUUAAUAAAAAAGAAAUUGAUCGAAUGGCUAAAAUUGCUAUAAGACUUCAUGCUAAAGAUGAUCCGGAAAAUACACAACGUAUUCUUGAUGAAUUAAAACAAUCACUUGAACAUCUUCAUCAUGGUAAAGAUUUGGAUGAUAUUAAAAUAACAUCAAAAGAAUUUAUACAAUUAUUAAUGGAAAAUAAAGAAUUAUGCGAUUUAGUAUCACCAUUUAAUAUUGAACAACCAAGAGAUGUUAUUGUUCAACAACCACAUGCUCAGUCAAAAUAA